AUGAAAUCGGUACGAGAUGCCCCAGCUCCGAAGCCAGAGCGACUGGAAACCCUCAUAGAUUUCGGCAUGGCUGUCAGGAACUUAGUGAAUCACCUGAUUGCAGCAGAUCAGCGAGCUCAUCUCUCCAAUCCCGUGCUUCUACAAGAGUUGGUGGAAAAACUUCCGGCCAGUGUUAAGAUGCAGUGGGCUCAACAUUUGGUUCAGUUUCCCGAAGCAACAUUACAAACCUUCAGCAGUUUUAUGACAUCGGUCGUAGAAUCAGUGAGCAAAGUUGUUGUUUACACUGGCCAAAGAUCCGAAAAAGCGAAACCAAGAGAAAAAGGAUAUGUGCAUUCGCAUGUAGAAACCACCGAACCUGAAGAACAGAGUCAGUUCAAGAGUGAAUCUCCGAAACCCUGCCUGGUCUGUAGUAAAGGCAGUCAUCGUGUUAAGGAUUGCGAAGCAUUCAGGAGCAGCAGUACCGAUAGCCGAUGGAAAACCGUAUCAUCAUUGAGACUCUGUCGCUGCUGUCUAGGACAACAUGGACGAAGACCAUGCAGAAGUUCAUCUCGCUGUGAGAUUGAUGGAUGCCAGUUUCGGCACCACCCACUGUUGCACACAACGACGACUGCAAACACCAACAACCCUUCGGCUUCGAUAACAACGGAAAGCCACACGUAUCAUCACUGUGGGCAGUCGGUUCUAUUUCGCAUCAUUCCGGUGAGAAUAUACGGACCGUCAAAAGCGAUUGACACCUUCGCAUUUCUGGACGAGGGUUCCUCAGCAACGCUGGUGGAACAAAGUCUAGCAAGACAAUUAGAUCUAGAAGGCCCAGUGAUCCCCCUUUGUCUAAAAUGGACUGCUGAUAUGUUCCGCUCCGAGGAAAGUUCUAAAAUAGUCUCGUUCGAAAUAUCCGAACAAGGAAGCAAGAAGCGGUACCGUUUGAAAAAUGCAAGAACCGUAGAGCGUCUGAAUCUACCUUCCCAAACGAUCUGUUUUGAUGAGCUUCAAGAACGAUAUCGGCAUUUGGCUGGAUUACCGAUCCGCAGCUACGAUAAAGCGGUUCCUCAACUACUGAUCGGAUUGCGCAACCUGUCUCUAGCUGUGCCACUGAAAAUUAAAGAAGGAAGCGGUGGACCAAUAGCAGUGAAGACACGCGUUGGAUGGUGCGUAUACGGAAGCUUGGUGGAACAUCACGAGACAAAUCAGUUCAGCUACCAUAUUUGCGAUUGUGACGUUGACGAGAGAUUGGAUAAUCUAGUCCGCGAUUACUUCAAUGCAGAAGAUGUGGGACUUAGAUCGAUCGAGCCAUUGGAGUCGGAUGAAGUUCAAAGAGCCAAACGUAUUCUCGAAUAUACCACGUACAGAGAUGGGAACCGAUUCUUCACAGGUCUGUUGUGGAAACACAAUAACAUUGAGCUUCCUGACAGUUUCCCAAUGGCUCUUCAACGCUUACAGUGCUUAGAGAGGCGCAUGAUUCGUGACCCUGUGCUGAAGGAUAACUUGCAUGCACAAUUGCAAGAAUAUCAGAACAAGGGAUACGCCCACCAGGCAACGGAAAUAGAGCUGCAUGAGGCAGAUCCCAGACGCACAUGGUAUCUUCCACUGGGCGCUGUCGUUAAUCCCAAAAAGCCUUCGAAGGUGCGGUUAAUUUGGGAUGCAGCCGCGAAGGUGGAUGGUGUGUCGCUAAACACCUUUCUUCUCCCGGGACCGGAUCUUCUUGAGUCCUUACCAUCUGUACUGUUUCGGUAUCGUCAAUAUCCGGUGGCAGUCUCCGGAGAUAUUAAGGAGAUGUUCCACCAAAUUGGUGUCAUCACAGCUGACCGCCAUGCUCAGCGCUUCCUCUGGCGCGAUAACGAGGCUGAACCGCCAAAAAUAAUUUUGAUGGAUGUCCUAACUUUCGGAUCUACAAGCUCACCUUCAUCCGCACAAUUCGUUAAAAAUAAAAACGCGAAGGAAUACGAAUCGCAAUUCCCUAGGGCAGCGGAAGGCAUCAUGAAAUGCCACUAUGUCGACGAUUAUCUCGACAGUUUCGAGAGCGAGGAAGAAGCAUCGUUAGUAGCGAGGCAGGUUCGACAGGUGCACUUGAACGGCGGGUUUGAGAUCCGCAAUUGGUCAAGCAACAGUGCGACUGUUCUGGAUCAUCUGGGAGAAAAAUCGAAGGUCACGAUGAAGGAUUUGACAGCAGCGGGUGGUGACCAAGGUGAAAGAGUCCUCGGCAUGCUCUGGAUAACGGAAACUGAUAUGCUACGCUUCUCUACAACGAACGUUCCGGCCGGAAGUCGAGGCACUGAUACAUUCAGGAACCAGACCAACAAAAAGACAGAUACUCAAGACAGUGAUGAGCCUGUUUGA
Molecule: messenger RNA, 2334 nt
Organism: Aedes albopictus (Asian tiger mosquito)
Lineage: Eukaryota; Metazoa; Arthropoda; Insecta; Diptera; Culicidae
Exons: 1
Coding region: 1-2334 (777 amino acids)
Source: RefSeq, a predicted model, not a curated record